ACAAGCCAGUGGCGGGUUCGCGCAUGCGCAAUUCAUUUGCAGUCUGGGCGCGGAGAGAUAAACAUCUGCUCUGACUGCAGCUGGAUGGGACUGCUGCGUGAGGACUGUUCGCCUGUGACUGCUUUGAGACGGCAGAGGAGCCCACGGCAGCGCCCGCUGCUCGGUGAGAAGAUUCCGAGGCUCUUAUGUGAUCAUCUGUGUUGGAAGAUCCCUACUAGUGUCCUGCAUUGGGACUGGGAUCCCGCGGGACCCAACGGAGAUCUCGCGGGAGCGGGCGGUUUUAAGGUUGACGCGGGCGGCUAAAAAUGGACAGCGGGUCCAAAGACUUUUGGCAGGAUUGAGAAUUGUAUCCGUUAAUGGAUCUGCGGGUCUGGGCAGGAUUGGACAGAAAUAUUGCGAGAGUGACAGACACGGUCAGCAGAAGCGGACAGUAAUGAGCUCUGUUCGCCAGUAGCUGGAACGUGAAGGGGAAGCGUGAGUACAUUAUCCCAGGCAUUUCCCCGGAAGCCAUGAAGCUGAUCAUCGAGUACGCCUACGCGCACUCUCUGGUUGUCACGCCUGACAACGUGGAGAGCCUCCUGGUGGCCGCUGAUCAGUUUAACAUCCCAAGCAUCAUGCAGCACUGCAGCAACUUCCUGCAGGACCAGCUCUGCCUUGAAAACUGUGUUGGCAUUUUUAUAAUCGCCGACAUCUACCACCUCAGCGAGCUGCGGGAGUCUGUAUUUUGCAAUGUCUUGAGGAACUUCAAGGAGAUCGCCAGCUCCUCGGAGGAUUUCCUACAGCUCACUCUAGAGCAACUUGAUGACAUUAUCGAAAAAGAUGAGCUGAACGUUAGCCAGGAGGAGGUGGUGUUUGAGGCCAUCCUCCGAUGGAUCGCACAUGAGCCUUCCAGCCGCAAUGGCCACAUUGCUGUGCUGUUGCCCAAGGUCCGGUUGGCUCUAAUGAAUGAAGAGUACUUAAUGAGGAAUGUGAUAAACAAUGAUCUUGUAAAGGCCAGUAAGGAGUGCAGGCGCAUUGUCAGCGACGCCUUGAAGCCCGUGUACGACCUGGACAUCACCGGUCCACCCCGGUCUGACUUUGAAAACCCGCUGACCCGGCCACGCCUGCCAUCCGAAAUUUUGUUGGCCAUUGGUGGCUGGACUGAAAACCCAGCCAGUCAAAUCACGGCAUAUGACACCCGAGCCGAUCCCUGGGCAGAUAUGACGUUGGAGCACGAGACCCCCUGUCCUACCAUGGGUCAGUCUAUUUAUAUGGAUUUGUUUAUUUCAUUGGGGGGACUGACGGAUUAG
Messenger RNA from Brienomyrus brachyistius, 1289 nucleotides. RefSeq names its product kelch-like protein 10. NCBI's taxonomy places the organism in Eukaryota, Metazoa, Chordata, Actinopteri, Osteoglossiformes, Mormyridae. The coding region runs from base 510 to 1289 and encodes 259 amino acids. Gene Ontology annotation, molecular function: protein binding. The transcript has 5 exons. The record is from RefSeq and is a predicted model, not a curated record.